ACGCUUCCCCUGCUGACGCCCAGCUCCAGGCCUCUCUGCAAGGGACGGGGGCCCCGGCCCCUCAGGGCGGAGGUUGGAGGUUACUGCCAAGCAUGGCGCCCACCUGGGGCCCCGGUGUGCCGUCUGCAGUGGGCCCCGUGGGCCUCGUCCUGGUUCUGCUGGUCGGAGGCUGCGCUGCAGAAGAGCCCCCCAGGUUCAUCAAAGAACCCAAGGACCAGAUCGGUGUGUCGGGCGGUGUGGCCUCCUUCGUGUGCCAGGCCACGGGCGACCCCAGGCCCCGGGUGACUUGGAACAAGAAAGGCAAAAAAGUGAACUCCCAGCGCUUCGAGACCAUCGAGUUUGACGAGAGCUCCGGGGCCGUGCUGAGGAUCCAGCCCCUGCGGACGCCCCGGGAUGAGAAUGUGUACGAGUGUGUGGCCCAGAACUCAGCAGGGGAGAUCACGGUCCACGCCAAGCUCACGGUCCUCCGAGAGGACCAGCUGCCCCCCGGCUUCCCCAACAUCGACAUGGGCCCCCAGCUGAAGGUGGUGGAGCGAACACGCACGGCCACCAUGCUGUGUGCGGCCAGCGGCAACCCCGACCCCGAGAUCACGUGGUUCAAAGACUUCCUGCCCGUGGACCCCAGUGCCAGCAACGGGCGCAUCAAGCAGCUGCGAUCUGAAACCUUUGAGAGUACUCCAAUCCGAGGGGCCCUGCAGAUCGAGAGCAGCGAGGAGACGGAUCAGGGCAAGUACGAGUGUGUGGCCACCAACAGCGCCGGCGUCCGCUACUCCUCACCAGCCAACCUCUACGUGCGAGAGCUUCGAGAAGUCCGCCGCGUGGCCCCCCGCUUCUCCAUCCUACCCAUGAGCCACGAGAUCAUGCCCGGGGGCAACGUGAACAUCACCUGUGUGGCCGUGGGCUCGCCCAUGCCCUACGUCAAGUGGAUGCAGGGCGCCGAGGACCUCACGCCCGAGGAUGACAUGCCCGUGGGCCGCAACGUGCUGGAGCUCACGGACGUCAAGGACUCAGCCAACUACACCUGCGUGGCCAUGUCCAGCCUGGGCGUCAUCGAGGCUGUGGCCCAGAUCACCGUGAAAUCUUUGCCCAAGGCCCCCGGGACGCCCGUGGUGACCGAGAACACAGCCACCAGCAUCACCGUCACGUGGGACUCCGGCAACCCGGACCCGGUGUCCUACUACGUCAUCGAGUACAAGUCCAAGAGCCAAGACGGGCCGUACCAGAUCAAGGAGGACAUCACCACCACGCGCUACAGCAUCGGCGGGCUCAGCCCCAACUCGGAGUAUGAGAUCUGGGUGUCGGCCGUGAACUCCAUCGGCCAGGGGCCCCCCAGCGAGUCCGUGGCCUCCACCAUGAUCGUGCAGUGGGAGGAGCCCGUGGAGCCCAACGGGCUGAUCCGCGGCUACCGCGUGUACUACACCAUGGAGCCCGAGCACCCCGUGGGCAACUGGCAGAAGCACAAUGUGGACGACAGCCUGCUGACCACCGUGGGCAGCCUGCUGGAGGACGAGACCUACACCGUGCGUGUGCUGGCCUUCACAUCCGUGGGCGACGGGCCGCUCUCGGACCCCAUCCAGGUCAAGACGCAGCAAGGAGUGCCCGGCCAGCCCAUGAACCUGCGGGCCGAGGCCAAGUCAGAGACCAGCAUCCGGCUGUCGUGGAGCCCCCCGCGGCAGGAGAGCGUCAUCAAGUACGAGCUGCUGUUCCGCGAAGGCGACCGGGGCCGCACGCUGCAGUCCAAACCGUCAGCCCCCCCUCAAGACGUUAAAUGUACCAGCAUGCGCUCUACGGCCAUUCUGGUAAGUUGGCGCCCGCCGCCGCCGGACACGCACAACGGGGCCCUAGUGGGCUACAGCGUCCGCUACCGACCGCUGGGCUCAGACGACCCGGAACCCAAGGAGGUGAAUGGCAUCCCCCCGACCACCACUCAGAUCCUCCUGGAAGCCCUGGAGAAGUGGACUGAAUACCGUAUCACUGCUGUCGCGCACACAGAGGUGGGGCCAGGGCCCGAGAGCUCGCCCGUGGUCGUCCGCACCGAGGAGGACGGUAAGCACCUCCUGGCCGGGACCCUGCGGACCUCAGCCCGCCUUCCGCCAGGAAAAUCGGGCUGGAGGCCACGAGGCGGGAGCCACCACCUUCCCCGGACAGCGCCCACUUGGCGCUUUGAAUUUGGAACCGGUGCUUUCUUUAGACGUGGCCGCCCUUGUCCCCGCGGCAUCCUGUCCCCAGAGCUGUGUGCCUGGAGGCUCAGCUGGCCAGAAAUGGUCAUCACAAACCUUGAGCCUGAGACCGCGUACUCCAUCACAGUAGCUGCCUAUACUAUGAAAGGCGAUGGCGCUCGCAGCAAACCCAAGGUGGUGGUGACCAAGGGAGCAGUGCUGGGCCGCCCCACCCUCACGGUGCAGCAGACCUCGGAGGGCAGCCUCCUGGCGCGCUGGGAGCCGCCGCCCGGCGUCCCCGCCGAGGACCAGGUGCUGGGCUACCGCCUGCAGUUCGGCCGCGAGGACGCGACGCCGCUGGCCACACUGGAGUUCCCGGCCUCCGAGGACCACUACACGGCGGCGGGCGUGCACAAGGGGGCCACCUACGUGUUCCGGCUGGCAGCGCGCAGCCGGGGCGGCCUGGGCGAGGAGGCGGCCGAGGUCCUGAGCAUCCCCGAGGACGCGCCGCGAGGCCACCCGCAGAUCCUGGAGGCGGCCGGCAACGCCUCGGCGGGCACCGUCCUGCUCCGCUGGCUGCCGCCCGGGCCCGCCGAGCGCAACGGGGUCAUCGUCAAGUACACGGUGGCCGUGCGGGAGGCCGGCGCCUUAGGGCCCCCCCGAGAGACAGAGCUGCCCGCGGCGGCCGAGCCUGGGGCGGAGAACACGCUCACGCUGCGAGGCCUCAAGCCCGACGUGGCCUAUGAUCUGCAAGUGCGAGCCCACACGCGCCGGGGCCCCGGCCCCUACAGCCCCCCUGUCCGCUACCGCACGUUCCUGCGGGACCAAGUCUCGCCCAAGAACUUCAAGGUGAAGAUGAUCAUGAAGACCUCAGUGCUGCUCAGCUGGGAGUUCCCUGAUAACUAUAACUCACCCACACCCUACAAGAUCCAGUACAACGGGCUGACCCUGGACGUGGAUGGCCGCACCACCAAACGGCUCAUCACACACCUCAAGCCGCACACCUUCUACAACUUUGUGCUGACCAACCGCGGCAGCAGCCUAGGUGGCCUCCAGCAGACGGUCACUGCCUGGACGGCCUUCAACAUGCUCAGCGGCAAGCCUGGUGUCUCCCCCAAACCUGACCCCGACGGCUACAUCGUGGUGUACCUGCCCGACGGCCAGAGUCCCGUGCCUGUGCAAAACUACUUCAUUGUGAUGGUGCCACUGCGCAGGUCUCGCGGAGGCCAGUUCCUCCCACCACUGGGCAGCCCCGAGGACAUGGAUCUGGAGGAGCUCAUUCAGGACAUCUCGAGGCUGCAGAGGAGGAGCCUGCGGCAUUCGCGCCAGCUGGAGGUGCCGCGUCCCUACAUCGCCGCCCGCUUCUCCGCGCUGCCCCAAGUGUUCCAUCCUGGGGACCAGAAGCAAUACGGUGGUUUUGACAACCGGGGCCUGGAGCCUGGCCACCGAUACGUCCUCUUUGUGCUCGCCGUGCUACAGAAGAGUGAGCCUACGUUCGCGGCCAGUCCCUUCUCAGACCCCUUCCAGCUGGACAACCCCGACCCCCAGCCCAUCGUGGACGGCGAGGAGGGGCUCAUCUGGGUGAUCGGGCCGGUGCUGGCUGUGGUCUUCAUCAUCUGCAUCGUCAUCGCCAUCCUGCUGUACAAGAACAAACCUGACAGCAAACGCAAGGACUCUGAGCCCCGCACCAAAUGCCUGCUAAACAACGCCGACCUCGCGCCCCACCACCCCAAGGACCCUGUGGAAAUGAGGCGCAUUAACUUCCAGACCCCAGACCUGGGCCUCAGCAGCCCCCUCAGGGAGCCGGGGUUUCACUCGGAAAGCAUGCUCAGCCACCCGCCCAUACCCAUUGCGGACAUGGCAGAACACACGGAGCGCCUCAAAGCCAACGACAGCCUCAAGCUGUCCCAGGAGUACGAGUCCAUCGACCCGGGGCAGCAGUUCACGUGGGAGCAUUCCAACCUGGAGGUGAACAAGCCCAAAAACCGCUACGCCAACGUCAUCGCCUACGACCACUCUCGCGUCAUCCUCCAGCCCAUCGAAGGCAUCAUGGGCAGCGAUUACAUCAAUGCCAACUAUGUGGACGGCUACCGGCGGCAGAAUGCGUACAUCGCCACGCAGGGGCCCCUGCCCGAGACUUUCGGGGACUUCUGGCGGAUGGUGUGGGAACAGCGGUCAGCCACCAUUGUCAUGAUGACGCGGCUGGAGGAGAAGUCACGGAUCAAGUGUGACCAGUACUGGCCCAACCGGGGCACGGAGACCUACGGCUUCAUCCAGGUCACCCUGCUGGACACCAUCGAGCUGGCCACCUUCUGCGUGAGGACCUUCUCCUUGCACAAGAACGGCUCCAGCGAGAAGCGUGAGGUCCGCCAGUUCCAGUUCACGGCGUGGCCGGACCACGGCGUCCCCGAGUACCCGACGCCCUUCCUGGCCUUCCUGCGCCGCGUGAAGACCUGCAACCCUCCGGACGCGGGCCCCGUCGUGCCUCUCCCACAGCGGCUGGCCAACUCCAAGGCGCACACGUCGCGCUUCGUCAGCGCCAACCUGCCCUGCAACAAGUUCAAGAACCGCCUGGUGAACAUCAUGCCCUACGAGAGCACCCGUGUGUGCUUGCAGCCCAUCCGGGGCGUGGAGGGCUCCGACUACAUCAACGCCAGCUUCAUCGACGGCUACAGGCAGCAGAAGGCCUACAUCGCCACCCAGGGGCCGCUGGCGGAGACCACGGAGGACUUCUGGCGCAUGCUGUGGGAAAACAACUCCACCAUUGUUGUGAUGCUGACCAGGCUGCGGGAGAUGGGCCGGGAGAAGUGUCACCAGUACUGGCCGGCUGAGCGCUCUGCCCGCUACCAGUACUUUGUGGUGGACCCGAUGGCGGAGUACAACAUGCCCCAGUACAUCCUCCGCGAGUUCAAGGUCACGGACGCCCGGGUGAGUGAGGCUGGGGCGGGGCCGGGCCGGGCCACGUGUGAUGACGAGCCGUUCAUCACUCUGAGCAUCGUGCUAGAGCGCAUGCGCUACGAGGGCGUGGUUGACAUCUUCCAGACGGUGAAGAUGCUGCGCACCCAGCGGCCGGCCAUGGUGCAGACGGAGGACGAGUACCAGUUCUGCUACCAGGCGUCGCUGGAGUACCUCGGCAGCUUUGACCACUAUGCAACAUAAGCCAUGAGGUCCCUGGCCCAGGCGUCUCCAUGCAGCUGUGCCAGGGGGACCCCAGCAGACCGGGCACGCGGCGGCGGCGGCGGCGGCGGGA
Molecule: messenger RNA, 5409 nt
Organism: Fukomys damarensis (Damara mole-rat)
Lineage: Eukaryota; Metazoa; Chordata; Mammalia; Rodentia; Bathyergidae
Gene: Ptprs
Product: protein tyrosine phosphatase receptor type S
Biological process (GO): protein dephosphorylation
Molecular function (GO): protein binding; protein tyrosine phosphatase activity
Source: RefSeq, a predicted model, not a curated record